Messenger RNA from Metarhizium acridum CQMa 102, 615 nucleotides. RefSeq lists its product as uncharacterized. The record is from RefSeq and is a predicted model, not a curated record. Gene Ontology annotation, biological process: protein folding. Lineage: Eukaryota; Fungi; Ascomycota; Sordariomycetes; Hypocreales; Clavicipitaceae. Gene Ontology annotation, cellular component: nucleus; cytosol. Gene Ontology annotation, molecular function: Hsp70 protein binding; Hsp90 protein binding.
AUGGCAGACCUCGACCACUUCGACCUCCUCCCCAUACACAUGGACGCCCAGUCCAAGGCCAUCAAGGCAACCAAGCAGUCGCGCGCCCUCAACGCCGAGCUCGAGGCCCUCAACACCCUCCACCGCGCGCUCCUCAACGUCGACAGCUCCUCCAACGGCGUCCCCCCGCCGCCCAUCCCCGUCAACCCCAAGCGCACCGGGCAGGUCAACAAGCUCCGCGACAACGGCAACGCCGAGUACCGCAAGGGCAAGUACGCCGACGCAGUGCGCCUGUACUCGCUCGGGAUCCAGAUGGCGCUGCAGCGGCCGCUCUGGGAGCCCGCCGCCCUGGUGAGGGAGGAAGUGUCGGGCCUGCUGGCAAACAGGGCCCAGGCGCACAUGGCGACGCAGAACUGGCCCGAGGGGGCGGUGGACGCCGAGGCAAGCGUCGAGGCGAGACGCGUGGGCAACGCAAAGGCCUGGUGGAGGAGGGGCAAGUGUCUCAUGGAGAUGGGCAGGCUGGAGGAGGCAAGGGACUGGGUGAGGCAGGGGCUGGAGGUGGAGGGCGAGGAGGGCGAGUUGGUGUCGCUGCUGAAGGAGAUUGAGGCACUGGUUGAGAAGCGCAAGGCUCGCUAG